Scylla paramamosain (green mud crab) is the source of this 4553-nucleotide messenger RNA. It is a transcript of the gene pch2, whose product is annotated as pachytene checkpoint protein 2 homolog. The transcript is spliced from 10 exons. The coding region runs from base 2166 to 3449 and encodes 427 amino acids. Gene Ontology annotation, molecular function: ATP binding; ATP hydrolysis activity. Gene Ontology annotation, biological process: meiotic recombination checkpoint signaling; reciprocal meiotic recombination. The record is from RefSeq and is a predicted model, not a curated record. Gene Ontology annotation, cellular component: nucleus; chromosome. Lineage: Eukaryota; Metazoa; Arthropoda; Malacostraca; Decapoda; Portunidae.
AAAAGGAAUUAGUAUUGUAUUUUUUGUUGAAAAGUUUAUAGCAAUAAAUUUAAAUAAAUAAACAAAAUUAAUACAUAAAUAGAUAUGAUAAAUAAAAACUCUCCAACCACAUCAAAAUUAAACACUUAGAAAUAUGCUCCAUAAUUUAAAGAUACAAAAAUACAUAAGACACUGAACAUAACACCUAAAAUAAUUAAAUAAGUAGAGCAGAAAAUGCAAGCCUUUCGGACUCCUGAGGAGUGAGAAAAUGCCAGACUGAGAAUGUGGAGAGCCUGAAGAUGAAUGGGGCAGUGGUGACAGGGAAGAAAUGAGAAGGGCAAUUAAAGAGUUCCGUGAAGAAAUUGGAGGUGUAGGUGAGGUACUUGAUGUGAGAGAAGGGUGCAUAACACUGGAGAGGAAGGAUCGAAUGUGAUGAAUAAAAGAAUCCACAGGGAGGAAGUGAAGAAAUGUGUGAAUAGGCAGAAUUCAUUGUGGAGACUGGGAGGGAAUGAGUUGCAACAGACAGAUGAAUACAAGUACAGCAGAGCCCCACUUAGCACGAGAUCAAUUAGCGCGAACCGCGAUUACCGCAAGCCAUCAUCUACCAAGGAAAAAAUUAAUCAGCGCGAAAGCCUCAGUUAGCGCAAACGGCCACCACGACUGAAUUUUGAAAAUUGCACCCAGCCACCUUGAUGCGCGGUACCUGAAGCGUAUCAACAGAGUGGCCUGCUGCUUGCCUGCCUCCCACCACAACACAGCCGCCCCUCCCACCAUUUCCCACGUGGUCUCAGUCUCUCACGCAGUCACGCUGGUCUGCCCACGCUACUGAGGCGUACACCGACCACCACUAUUGUGGAUUGUGUUCCUUAUCACAGUAGUCUGUAAGGGUGAACAAUGAGUGCUUAAGUGUCUGUCGUGUGUACCACUUGCGACUGCGUGAUCCUUGUGGCACAGCACUACACGUGUUGAAAUAGUGCUGCAGUGUUUGGAGGUAUUCUGCAAAGUGAUAAUGCCUGGGCAAGAUACAGGAAAGCGCAAGUCGCUUGAGUUGUAAAACGCAAAGAGGAAAGCCAGGGCAAUUCUGCAAUAGGCCGUGCAUUAGGCCUUAGUGAAUCGACUGUGAGAACAAUAUGAAAGAAAAAAAAUUAAAUCAAAGCAUCUGUUAAAGCAUUCGUAACUUAUCAGUUUGAUUAUCGCAAGCGAGCCUGGGAUGAGAUACUGAUAAAAAUGGAGAGAUUCCUUGCUGUUUGGAUUGAUAGGAAAGAAAAGAAGGCAGUUCCGUGGAUAAACGUCAGUUCAAACAACAAGCGAAGUGCUUUUAUGAGGUGAUUUGUUACAAGACAAAUGUUCAUGGGGGUAACUUUCAUGCCUUCAAUGGAUGGCUGCAUCGUUUCCUUAAACGCAAGGAAAUAAGGAAACUUGGCUACUCAGGUGAAACUGCCAGUGCCGAUGUCAGUGCAGCAGAUGAAUUUUCCAGCAUCCUCAAAGAAAUGAUUGAUGAAGGCAAGUUUCAUCCUGACUGCAUCUACAACAUGGAUAAGAAUGAAAAACAAGGCAAGGCGGUAGAAGCUCCACCACCGCCUGGCGAACUCACCAUCCACCAGCUGACCAUAAUAUUGGCUGGGGUUGACACCUUUAAAGAGUGCAUCACAGAAAAUGAAAACUGCAGUGUUCGCAUAACAGAAAUGGUGCAUCAGCAGGAUAAAGUAAUGCGUUAUUAUACAGACCUGCAUUAAAAAAAAAAAAAAAUGAAUGAGACGGCACACGUAACAAGGUGUUCACACGCACUCCUGCUGCAGCCACACCACCACCACCACCAACGCCAGGACUCGCUCCCAGUGCUGAGGAUAGUGAUGGAGUGGACUUCCUUUGAUUUGAGGGUGUUUUACAAGAGGCAGAAAACUUGAUAAGAGAUCAAGCUGCCAGUAACAGUGACAGUGAUAAUGGAGACAGCAGCAAUGAGGUGGCAACGGGAUCUACUUCUCAUUGAUCCUGCAGCAGCCUCACAACGCCAUCACCUAGAUAAUAGUGCCCCGAUAGAAGAAAGGGGUGCCGAUGCAAAGGCAUGGAAGGAAUCCUGGGUCUCCUGUAAGUUCAAGAUCAAGAGCAAGCAGGAUCUUGUGGCAUCCCGAAGGAAGUUUCAAAUCUGCACGUGUAAACAUUGACCAAAAACACCAAGAUUCGCCAUGAACAUUGCGCGCAGACCCAAAUUACACGUAGAAGUGAGGAAAUUCAGGUCCAGCCAGUGGUCGACACACAGCAUAGCGGAGGCAGUGCAGCGCCACCUGGAGGGCCUGCGCACCAUCACCACAGGUGGCCUACUCACCGACCUGCCCCCGGACCUGAGCACCCAUGUGGAGGGAAUCAGGGUGUGUGAGGUGGAGGGACACCCAGAGAAAAAGCACGUGGAGCCAAGCACAGUGCAACACCAGUAUCAUGUUUACACCUUGGAAACAUUUGGGCCCAGUACAGAGGAGCUGGGUCCAGGGGGAGCUACAGGCGAGGGUGACAGCUCCUCAAUCCCAGCUGCCACACACUGGGUCCUGCCUGCUGUGGAGUUUGAGGGGCUGUGGGAGGCACUGGUGUACGAUUCCAUGAUAAAGGAGCAGCUAAUGAAGUUUGUUGAGGCGUCACUGGUGUUCUCGGACCGCGGCACAGACCGAGUGGUGGUGCCGUGGAACAAAGUGGUGCUUCUUCAUGGCCCCCCCGGCACUGGCAAGACGUCACUGUGCAAGGCCCUGGCACAGAAGCUCAGUGUGCGCCUUGAUCCACGCUACAAGUACGCACAGCUGGUGGAAAUAAACUCCCACUCUCUCUUCUCUAAGUGGUUCUCUGAGAGUGGCAAGCUUGUGCAGAGGAUGUUCAGCAAGAUAGUGGAGCUGGCGGAGGACCCGAUGGCACUGGUGGUGGUGCUGAUCGACGAGGUGGAGAGCCUAGCAAGGGCGCGGCAAAGCUCCCUGAGUGGCGCUGAUCCGAGUGAUGCUGUGCGGGUGGUGAACGCGGUGUUGACCCAGAUUGAUUAUAUUAAUAGCUUCCCCAACGUAGUCAUCUUCACUACAUCAAACAUCUCUGGCACGCUGGACCUUGCCUUCGUGGAUCGGGCAGACAUCAAAGAGUACAUCGGAGUGCCAUCCCGCGCUGCCAUAUACAUGAUCUACUGGUCCUGUGUGUUGGAACUGCAAAGGACUGGAAUAGUGGAGAGCUCCGAGACGCUGUUCUCCUUCCGUGACCUUGAGACAAUGAACAUGAUAGUGAAUGAGGCGACCAAGCUGUCCAUGAAACUGCUGGAGAUUGCCGAGAAAAGCGAAGGGCUAAGUGGAAGAACACUUCGCAAACUUCCAUUCCUUGCCUACGCCAUCCACUCCCCCUGCCCCGCCCUCCACCUGCCCCUCCCCCAGUACCUCCACGCCCUUCAAGCAGCUGUUGACAAGCACCACCGUGACCUUUCCACCCUGGGAGCCACUAAAUAGAGGUGGAAGAGGUGGAGAGAGGGAAAAAAGGAGGGGAAUUAGUUUAGAAGUGUUGUGGAGAGAAAGAGGAAAAAUGGAGAGAGUGGAGGAAAGGAGAGGAAGUCUGGAGAAGUGAUACAGAGGAGAGGAGGAAAGAUUGGAGAAAAAGAGGAAAAUAUUGAGAGGUGGAGAGGGAAGGGUGGAGGAAAAAUUGUCAAGUGGGGAUGGGAGAGAAAUGGGGGUGAAGAUUGGGGUGGAGAGGACAAAAAUCUGUGGAGGAAAGGAGGGAAGAUUGGAGGAAACUCAGGAAGGAAGAGAUGGAGAGCUUGGAGGUAUGAAAUUUGGAGGGGUAGAGGAGGCACAGCAGAGUUUUAUGAAAGAUGGAGAGAAGCUUGAAUGAGGCUUAGAGAGAGAGAGAGAGAGUGGAUAGAUGUGUGUGUGUGUGUGUGUGUGUGUGUGUGUGUGUGUGUGUGUGUGUGUGUGUGUGUGUAGAUUGAGAGUGAGAGAGAGAGAGAGAGAGAGAAUGGAUAGUGUGUGUGUGUUGAUUGAGAGAGAGAGAGAGAGAGAGAGAGAGAUUAAUAAAAAGAAUGUUAAAAAAUUUUCUCUCUCUCUCUCUCUCUCUCCAAGGAUCAAUACAUUUUUUUACAACUUUUUACACAAAUAAUUUUAGAAGGAACAACCUGUCUUGGCAAAUUACAAAUUCUCCUUUUAGUUACAAACAUCAUUUUCUCCCUUUCUUCAGUAUAACAAAUGUUAAACUAGAAGAGAAAAAUAAUGUAGGAAUUGAAAUAUUUUGUUUUUGUUGGGAAGUAAAAAAGAAAGAAAGGAAAAGGAAGAAAGGUUAUAUUUUGUUAUUCUGAAAGGAGUAGGGUGCGUGUGUUUCGGAGAGUAAUUUUUCAUGUUUUUUUUCUGAGUAGGGUGCGUGUGUUUUGGAGAGUAAUUUUUCAUGUUUUUUUUCUAAUUGUUAUUUUAAUAAUUUCUCAUAUAUGUACAUAAUGUAUGUAUCAGUGUAUGUAUAUAUGUAUGUAUAUCAAUUUAUCAUUUUUUUUUCAUCUCGUCGUUUUAUACAUUAUUGCAGGAGUUGAAGUUUUGCAUACAUCUUUUCAUUAGAAUCAUAUAUAGAAA